GAGAGGGCGCCAGAAGGUCGGUGCUUUUAGGCGGUGACCCAGGCCUCUGUUCAACGAGAACUGCAGACCUCAGGUAGAAGCUGCUACAUACACAUCUUGGUAGAUGAGUCGGGCUCCCACAAACCCGACGAUGACGCCAACGAGCCAAUACCUCCGAGAAACUGUGACUACGUGAAUACGGCAAAAAUGGGAGCUGAAGGCGAAGACACGCUCAAGGAGAUCCGGAAGACGCUGGAGCCCUACGUUCGGCCACGGGAGGAGGCUGCGCGUAUAAGACAGAUCCUCGCCGUCCAUCUCGCUUCAUGCCUUCCGGACGGCGGUGCAGUCGGGCCUCUGGCUCUCAUUGAUGCCGACAGCAUCGAUACCUCUUCAACUGCCCGGGGUUUACAGAAGACCUAUCUCGAAGCCCUGUCCGCAAAUAUCAAGGCUCGCAAGGAGUUCGCGGCAUGUUGUCUCGAGCCGAGACGGCCCGCGGGAACAGCAACUGCUGCCGAGCAGCGCUUGGAUCGGUUGCAGGAACACCUUGCGGCGAUCCGCUUGCGGCAAAGGCGCGAGAAGCUGCAAGCCAUCGAAAGGGGUCUCAAUGCUCUGGGCCAGAAACCAGCAGCGUCGCCUGGCUUUCUGGAUCCUGCAGAGAUCUUCAGAGACUCAAGGCCCCUUCCCAACGUGCCCCAGGAGCUAGUCGCUGCUGUCACGCUCGACGAGACUAUCUCUGCCCCGCGCGUGAGGGACUUGAUCGAUCAGCUGGAGAAGCACGUUCUCCAGACGAAGCUGCUCCUGAGGCGUGAGGAGCAGUUGCUGGAGAAAGCCAAGGCGCGAUCUACCGCAAGACCAGGCACCAUCAGCGAAGGCGCCAAAUUCGAGGCACUGAAUCGGACCAGAGCGGAGCUCAUCAACUGGAUAGAGGCCGAACUUGGCAAGGCCGCAGGAGAUGACGGCAAUGCGGAUGGACAGGACUCCCAGAAGCACCGUGCCUCCGCUGAUCACGUCAACAUGGAGGAACAGCUCGUGAGUAUUACGGAAAAGUACACGCGGUAUCUCGAUGUGCGGAAGAAGCUUCUUGAGCUCGUCGGCCAGCAGCCUCAACCAACCAUCAAGCUGCCGACAAAGGAGGCGAAUCCACCAGUGCCUGCAGUUCCGAGUCCACCACCGACCGCACACGUCCUGACUCCUUACUUCGAGCACCUGCUUUCUGUCGCUCAGGAACAGAAGGGCCUCAUAGCCCACAAAUCCCACCUCAGCGCAGUUAUCGCCAAGCAACUGAGAGAAAACGACCAAGUCCUCGACCAUCUGGCCGAGGAAAGUCAACUGCUGCCGGCGCAUCCGAUGCCGGGGCCGCAGCAGACUCGUGCAGCAUUUGCCGACGCUACCUCGAACGAAACCCCUGGUGCGUCCAGUCGAGUCCGACCCUGGGUGUUCGCCGCCGACUCUGCAAAGAUCUGUACGCUGGAAGCUGUGGCCGAGAAGAUCGAAGAGGGCCAGGUUGCUCUCGAGAAGUCCAUGGGCAUAUUGGCGGAGACUGGCCGACUAGUUGGGCAAUCGCCGCCUGAACGGAAAGAGGCUGAGGUUCCUUUCACGACCGAGGAGGAUAUCUGGCUGGCUGAGGGUCAACCUCCUAAGAAAAUGGCAGGACUGAGGAAACACACGGAUCGGACCGCGAAUCAACCAGCACAGGCCAAGACUGUGUGGGAUAUGUUGGAUGGGAACCUGGGGCUUCUCCGAUCAGACAGAGAUAGCCCGUAAAUGAUCAGCAUUUACCGUGAACCUGUGUUCCUCCCAAACCCGCUCCAGAACGCCUGACCAUAGAUCCCACCAGCCUUUGCAGUUAUAUUCCCCUCG
Thermothielavioides terrestris NRRL 8126 is the source of this 1839-nucleotide messenger RNA. RefSeq lists its product as uncharacterized. NCBI's taxonomy places the organism in Eukaryota, Fungi, Ascomycota, Sordariomycetes, Sordariales, Chaetomiaceae. The transcript has a single exon. The record is from RefSeq and is a predicted model, not a curated record. The coding region runs from base 187 to 1743 and encodes 518 amino acids.